Molecule: messenger RNA, 797 nt
Organism: Trichobilharzia szidati
Lineage: Eukaryota; Metazoa; Platyhelminthes; Trematoda; Strigeidida; Schistosomatidae
Source: the annotation of a GenBank genome assembly
GAUGCUUAUUCAAUGCUUCCGCUACGGUGGUGUGCACCCUUAAUCUAUAGGAAAUCAGUUGUUUUUCGGUUACUAAGUUCUGUUGGCUCUCAGCAAAGAAAAUGCGUAAAUGUCACAUUUGCUUGGAAAAACGGAAGUCAGAAAACAGUUCCUGCUAAAAUUGGUGACACCUUUUUGGAUGUAGUUUUAGAUAAUGAUGUUGAUAUUGACGGGUUCGGUGCAUGUGAGGGUACCCUGGCCUGUUCAACGUGCCAUCUCAUAUUCCCAAAGGAGCACUACGACAAGCUACAUGAUCCUUUAACUGACGAAGAACAAGAUUUGCUAGAUUUAGCCUACAGCCUAACAGAAACUUCCCGACUUGGUUGUCAAAUCAAAGUGUCAGAAGAUAUGGAUGGUCUAGUUGUAAACGUUCCAGAGUCGAUUUAUGAUGCCCGUAAUUAAUAUCACACCUGAUUCAUCCAUCUUUGUGUUUCAAACGGUGUCACAUAUAUAUCAAUAGUUAUUCAACAGCGAUAUCAGUCUGUCUCCUAGGAUUCUGCACCCAAUAUAUGCACCACAUGUAUACAAUUAAAAGAAACUUAGAAAUGCUUACAAACUUUAAUGAUCUUCACCUUUUCUGAUAAUUUUACUGUAAGAUAUGUUUCCACGAACUCGUAUGUUGUAUUGAUCUGUUUAGAUACUUUGCAGUUUUCCCCUACUUUCCUGAUUAGUUUAGUUUGAAAGGACAUUUCUCAGGAAAAAUUUCAAUAGCAAUAAACAAUUAUGUACAGUGAUCGAACAAUAAAAAAUGUUUAACA